Cyclopterus lumpus (lumpfish) is the source of this 4526-nucleotide messenger RNA. RefSeq names its product ecotropic viral integration site 5b (gene evi5b). The transcript is spliced from 20 exons. Bases 303 to 2930 code for a protein of 875 amino acids. The record is from RefSeq and is a predicted model, not a curated record. NCBI's taxonomy places the organism in Eukaryota, Metazoa, Chordata, Actinopteri, Perciformes, Cyclopteridae.
ACUGUUCGGUAUGCGUGUCGAGGAAGUCGUCUUUCUCAUAUUUUCACCAGAGCCGGGAUGUGGUUACAACAUGAGUUUCUCUUGACAGCCAUCGCUCAGUGAAAGCCAAGCUGUGUGAAACUAUCAAACGUAGAGAGGGAGCUCCUCGUCAGUUUAUAGUUCAUUUUACAUAAUUUUAUUACAAUCUAGGUUCAUGGUUGUAUUUUUUUGAGGACUAAUCACGAAGUACAAAACUGAGUUUUCAUAAAUUGAUGAAUGUUUAUUUUUCUGAUUCAACUAAGAAGACAGCGUGCCUCAAUUGAAUGAUCACUGACGCAACAGCGUUCAAUCUUCCAGACUACUCCAACGGAAGUAUCUUUUCUCACAACAAUGAACUUCAGGUGGCGACAGACAAGGUUGCUGGUAAGCUGAGUUCUACUCUCUCAUGGGUGAAGAACUCGGUGUCCCACACGGUCAGUCAGAUGGCUAGCCAGGUGGCCACGCCCACGUCCCUGCAGACCACCGCCACCUCCUCUUCUACGUCUCUGUCCUCGCCCGCCCUCUCGCCGUCCUCGCCGGCGCAGCUCAGUCCUGACGAUGUGGAGCUGCUCGCCAAGCUCGAGCAGCAGAACAGGCUGCUGGAGACGGACAGCAAGUCGCUGCGCUCCAUGAACGGCUCCAGGCGAAACAGCGGCUCCUCCCUGGUGUCCAGCUCCUCCGCCUCCUCCAACCUCUCGCACCUGGAGGAGGACUCGUGGAUCCUCUGGGGGCGAAUCGUCAACGAGUGGGAAGAGGUGCGCAAGAAGAAGGAGAAGCAGCUCAAGGAUCUUGUUAAGGGAGGGAUUCCUCACCACUUUCGGGCGAUAGUGUGGCAGUUGUUGUGCAACGCCCAGAACAUGCCCAUCAAGGAUCAGUACUCCGAACUCCUGAAGAUGACAUCACCCUACGAGAAGCUGAUUCGCAGGGACAUUGCGCGCACCUACCCUGAACACGAUUUCUUCAAGGAGAAAGACAGCUUGGGCCAGGAGGUGCUCUUCAACGUCAUGAAGGCAUAUUCUCUGGUUGACCGUGAGGUCGGCUAUUGCCAAGGGAGUGCAUUCAUUGUGGGACUGCUGCUCAUGCAGAUGCCAGAAGAGGAGGCUUUCUGCGUGUUCGUGAAGUUGAUGCAAGACUACAGAUUACGAGAGCUCUUCAAACCCAGCAUGGCUGAGCUGGGACUCUGCAUGUACCAGUUUGAGUAUAUGAUCCAGGAACAACUCCCGGAGCUUCACAUGCAUUUCCAGUCUCAGAGCUUUCACACGUCCAUGUAUGCCUCCUCCUGGUUCCUCACCAUCUUCCUCACCUCCUUCCCUCUGCCCGUCGCCACACGGAUCUUUGACAUCUUCAUGUGCGAGGGUCUGGAGAUAGUUUUCCGCGUGGGGCUGGCCAUCCUUCAGAUGAACCAGACCGAACUCAUCCAGCUCGACAUGGAGGGAAUGUUACAGCACUUCCAGAGGGUCAUCCCACACCAGCUGGACAGCGGACCGGAUAAGGUCAUCCAGGCUGCUUAUCAAGUUAAAUACAAUGCCAAGAAGAUGAAAAAGUUAGAGAAAGAAUACACUACAAUCAAAUCUAAAGAGAUGGAGGAGCAGGUGGAGAUAAAGAGGUUGCGGACAGAGAACCGGCUCCUGAAGCAGAGGAUAGACACACUGGAGAAAGAAAGUGCUUCCUUGGCAGAUAGAUUGAUCCAGGGUCAAGUGACUCGGGCUCAGGAGGCAGAGGAGCUGUACCUGGUCAAGCGGGAGCUGGCCACACUCAAACAGCAGAGCGAGGAGGCCGGUGCUCAGCUGGAGCAGGCCAAGACACCCAGCAGGCAGCUCCAGCCGCAUCAGCCGCAAGUGAAGGGAGCCCCUCGGUACUCUGAGGAGUCCGUGCUGCAGCUGGAGCGAGAGCUGGUGCAGGCCCGACUGAAGGAGGCGGAGUCUCAGUGCGCUCUCAAGGAGAUGCAAGACAAGAUCCUGGAUAUUGAAAAGAGGAACACAUCGCUCCCAGAUGACACCAAUGUGGCGCGUCUUCAAGAGGAGCUGAUCGGAGUGAAGCUAAGAGAGGCGGAGGCUCUGACCGGCCUGAAGGAGCUGAGGCAGCAAGUCAGAGGCCUGGAAGAGCACUGGCAGCGCCACUUGGCACGCACCGCCGGUCGCUGGAAGGACAGCACCAGGAAGAAUACCUUGAGCGAGCUGCAGGACGAGCUGAUGAGCGUGAGGCUGCGUGAGGCCGAGGCCCAGGCAGAGCUGCGGGAGACACGGCAGAGAAUGCUGGAGCUGGAGACGCAGAAUCAGAUUCACAGUAACCAGCUGCGACGGGCGGAGCAGGAGGGUCGCUGUCUCCAGGAGUGUGUGCAAACGCUGACGGUGCAAAAUAAAGACCUGCAUGGGCAACUGCAAGAGAUCAAGCGGAGACAAGCUGAGAUUGAGUGCAAGAGUAAAGAAAAGGUGAUGGCAGUGAGGUUGCGGGAAGCUGACAACAUUGCCGCCAUGGCUGAACUCCAGCAACAGAUCUCAGAGCUUGAGAUUCAGAAAGAAGAAGUAAAGGUCCAAGGCCAGCUGAACCACACAGACUCGAGCCAGUACAUCCGCGACCUCAAAGACCAGAUAGCAGAACUAAAGCAUGAGGUUUGCUGCUUAAAAGGACAGAGGAGCCUGGCCAAUCAGCCCACUUUUGAUGGGAUCCACAUUGUCAAUCACUACGUGGGACACGACGAGUCUUACCAGUCUUCCGAUGAAGAUGGAGUCAAGGGCCCGAGCCUCCAGGACACCCAGCAGAGAUGCAGGGACCGGAUCAGACUGCGCGUCAACCUCGGGGACAGCGACAGUGAUGAUGACGAGGAGGAGGAGGACGACGACGAAGAGGACGACGAGUCCCUGCGACUCUCUGUACCUCUGAGCGGCAGCCACAAGUCCACCUCCGUGUGACGAGCACCCCGCCGGCCACGAAAGAGUCAGGACUGAGGCUGCCGUCGCUCGCUGAGGAAGAGGAGGUGUUUUUCAGCAGCCACUUCAGAGGAGAAGAAGAUCUGGAGUUCUGGAUUUCAUGGGGAAAUGCAUCAUCAUUUCAUACCGUGAGGAUCACACUUGAGGAUUUAGUUUGCUUUGUUUGCGUCCCUUUUCGUUUCUCUCUUCCCGAGGGCAGCAAACACCUGAGCGCUGUCGACGGGAGCGGACCGUCAGCGUGGACCUCAGCAGUAGACUUUAUUAUAACGUGGAGCGCAUCAGACUCUGUUCCCCCCCCCACUCCUGUCGGUACAACACAGGGAAAGAGACUGUGCAAUAAAUCCUUUUAUGUUCUAUUACACACUUCAUUCAGCGUGUUUUUAUAUUUUUAAAGCAUUUUAAAAAUUAACAUCAAACUCGUAUCGAUGCCGUUACUACUAAGUGUCCAUCAUGCAGAGGCUGAAUUGUAAAAGCCUGUGUGUGUGUGUGUGUAAAUACAUAUCUAUUGUCUUGGUUAGCGGCCAAUAUCAAAGCCGCUUGUCUCAAGCGCUGGCUUGAGGUUAAUGUUGACGUUUGGGCCUUAGCACAUGCCGCAUGCCUUUCACAGGGCCAGUGUAUCACAAGGUCAAUGUGACAUCUGCAUACUUGUAGAUAUGUAAAUGUAUAUUAUGUUUGUUUUUUCCUUUUGAACUUGAAAUGAUGUAUCUAUUGCAUAUCUGAUGUUUAGAAUAUAUAGAAAAAUGCUGAAGACAAAAAAGGGAGGUAUUGGUUAGUUUCAUGUGGUAAGACAAAAGGAAAAUCCUCAUGAGGCGAGUUACUGUUCAGAGAGAGAAAAGGAAAAAAAGAAGAAGCAGUUUUUCCCCUCAUCAGAAGGCUGUUCGUCAGAGCAGUUCAUAGUCAGUGCAGGUGGAUGUUGCACUGACUUCUCCGAAAGCAUCCCCACUUUAUUUUCAAAUUGAGCCCCGAGGUGAGCCGAUGAGUUAAAUGCGAGCGAUGUCUGGCAGAAGAUUUGUGUCACGAAAUUUGCACGGGGGAUGGACGGCGGUCCUGGGGAACCUGAACUGGGAGAUGAAGCUGAGACGACACAACAGAGUUCAAACUUUAUGAACACAAACUGGGGGGGUCGUCGAGUCGUCGAGUGUUACCAAAGUAAGCACGAUCUGUUUGCAUCAUGCUUGUCCACGCAGGCCAGUUCCACUCCAUUUCAUGUGGCGAGGAACCCCCCCGCCCCCAACCCACGGGUGUGUGCACGGCUUUUGACUUCCUCUGAAUGUUUGUAUCGAACACUAACUCCUGAAUGCAUCCUGUCAUGUCAUAUCAGGCCAUAUCAUGUCCGGGGGAAACAGAAAAAAGUCUAAAUCUUUUUGUUUUUUUCUGAGUUGAUGUCACUUGGAUGAACACGUGUUGUUUGAUGGGGGGGGGAGGCACACGUUCUGGCACUUUUUUGAGUGCAGUGCAGUAAGGACAUACAUGGCAACACUAUGGAGCAGUUGGCACACUCUGGAGACUAAAUGAGAUUUGUGUGUGUUUGUCUGUCUGUCUGUGUGUGAUGAGUUCACAAUAAAAACUUUGAUAAAC